AAAGUUAUUUCAAUUAAAUAAUCAUCGAGUUUAUAAUUAUUUGUCGAUAAAAUGACGCAGAAUAAAUUAAACGAUUUUAUGUCAAGAUUUAAUAAAAGUCCGAAUAGUUUAUCACUAGGAUUCAAGCUUCUUGCUGCAGCCGGCGUAACAGCUUAUGGAGUAGCUAAAUCUAUGUACACAGUUGAAGCUGGUCAUAGAGCAAUUAUAUUUUCUCGUAUCAAUGGUAUCCAAAAAGAUAUAUUUCCUGAAGGUUUACAUUUCCGUAUUCCAUGGUUUCACUAUCCCAUAAUAUACGAUAUUAGAAGUAAACCAAGAAAAAUUUCAUCCCCAACUGGAUCUAAAGAUUUACAAAUGGUUAAUAUAUCUCUUAGAGUUCUGUCACGACCUGACGCAACUGCGUUACCAACUAUGUACCGUCAAUUAGGUCUUGAUUAUGAUGAAAAGGUAUUACCAAGUAUAUGCAACGAAGUGCUUAAAUCAGUUGUCGCUAAAUUCAAUGCAUCACAGCUUAUAACACAAAGACAACAAGUUUCUAUUUUAGUACGUAAAGAAUUGACGGAACGUGCUCGUGAUUUUAAUAUUGUGUUGGAUGAUGUAUCAAUAACCGAAUUAAGUUUUGGUAAAGAAUAUACUGCUGCAGUUGAAGCCAAACAAGUUGCCCAACAGGAAGCACAAAGGGCUGCAUUUGUAGUAGAACACGCUAAACAGGAAAGACAACAGAAAAUUGUACAGGCGGAAGGAGAAGCAGAAGCAGCUAAAAUGCUUGGUUUAGCUUUAAGCCAAAAUCCAGGAUACUUGAAGUUACGUAAGAUUCGUGCAUCACGACGAAUUGCUCGCACGAUCGCCCAAUCUCAAAACAGAGUGUAUCUUAGUGGAAACAGUCUUAUGCUGAACAUUCAAGAUCCUUCAUUCGAUGACUCAUCGGAUAAAUUAAAAAGUAACGAACGCUUGAACCGGAGCAGUUGGAAUGAAUCAACACAGCACGCGGUUAAUGUCUUAAAAUCUGGUCCUCAAGCAGUAAAUAAUGCAGAUAAAUCUUACAUCGAGCUUACAACAACUAAUCCUGAAGAUUCCAUUUCUAUUGUAUUGGAUUCUGCAGAAGAUGGUGCUAAAAUGAUUGUUUCUUAAAUGUAACAUUUGUUUACAUUGAAUAAACUAUUUCUAUGAGUUUGCGCAGCGAGCUUCUAACAAAUAAUAUCAAUCAAACUUUUAUAUA
Polistes dominula (European paper wasp) is the source of this 1216-nucleotide messenger RNA. RefSeq names its product prohibitin 2 (gene Phb2). Lineage: Eukaryota; Metazoa; Arthropoda; Insecta; Hymenoptera; Vespidae. Gene Ontology annotation, cellular component: mitochondrion; membrane. Gene Ontology annotation, biological process: mitochondrion organization. The record is from RefSeq and is a predicted model, not a curated record.